Messenger RNA from Drosophila willistoni, 1159 nucleotides. RefSeq lists its product as uncharacterized. The transcript is spliced from 2 exons. Bases 131 to 835 code for a protein of 234 amino acids. The record is from RefSeq and is a predicted model, not a curated record. Lineage: Eukaryota; Metazoa; Arthropoda; Insecta; Diptera; Drosophilidae.
AUAUAGGUAUUCCGACUAGAUCUAGAUUCUCAUUCGGAGCGUUAACGUUCAACCCUACACAUGUUAAGUUUGAUUUGGUUGAUAAAAUAGUAAAUAAUAAAUAUAAAUAGAAAUUGUACGAGCACUAAAAAUGAACGCAUCUAAGGAUAAACGCAAAUUGGUAUUUGCCGGCUGUUGCACUCUCAGCGAUGACGAGCUGGCUGAGCUCUAUAAUUUGGAUUUGCUCACUGAUGAGGAAUUGGCAUCGGUGUCCUUGGAGCGUAAGUCCCUAAUUGAUGACUAUCGUCACCUGCAUGAAUUGUCCAUGCUGCGGCAACAGGAGGAGGAACGGGAAAAGGAGCGGGAACUUGAACGUCAGCGUGAAAAAGCCGAAUUGGAACGCCGUCGUAAAAUAGCUGAGGAUGCCAAAAAGGUAACGAAGAUCGCAAAGGCAGUAAAGUUAUCAAGCAAGGCGGUUGCCGAAAAGAGCGAUAAGCAGCUGCCAGGUGGCCGUAAAUACGGAUUUCAAUUACUGAAUCAACUAAUCAAAAAGGAUUUCGAGAUGACUCAAUUUAGCAUCUAUAUGGAGAAGGAGUUUGAAAUCUUCACGGAUUAUCAUACCGAUCCGUCAAUGCCGCUAUUGUCGGCUCAGGAGCGUGAAAAACGCCGCUUUUGGGCUCACUGUGAUUAUCUGGAGAAUCUUUAUUGCAGUGGCAGCUGCAGUCGUGCCAUGAAUAUCGUUGUGGUUGCUCUGAUUCGUUUCAGUAAGAGCUCGUUGCCGACAAAGGCGUCGGCCUCCAAGACACGUAGUCGCAUACCACGUCCGACUACUUUUUCACAUGUACGCUUCCGCUAAACUCAAAGACCCCAAUCCCAACCCCAACCCCAAUACUCCUUCCAAAUCGGCCUCAAAAAUCACUGACCCACUAGUUAUGGAUACAAUAGUUUCAUUUUCUUGCUUUAUUUUGUUUUUAAAAACUGAAAUUCGUUUGUGUUACUCCGGAUUUAAAGAGCACGAGAAGAACGGAGCAUAAACGAUUUCCAAAUUCCAUUGAAAUAACGAACAAACUUUGGAAACAAUCGCCUCAAAUGGUUAAAAUGUUUUACAAAACAAACACAAUUCAAAUCGUGUGACUACAAUGUUUAUUCUAAAUUAAAAUUGUUAAAUGUCUUAUGUCGA